Molecule: messenger RNA, 711 nt
Organism: Tetrahymena thermophila SB210
Lineage: Eukaryota; Ciliophora; Oligohymenophorea; Hymenostomatida; Tetrahymenidae
Product: immobilization antigen
Exons: 1
Source: RefSeq, a predicted model, not a curated record
AUGAAUAAAUUGUUUGCUAUUACUUUAGUAGUACUUUGUUUCGUAUCUCAUAUUUAUGCUUAAGCUGUUCCUGGUAGGGGUGUUUAUUGCUCAAGUAACGGAAAAGAUUGCACUGGAUGCGGUGCUGGUGCUACUGAUGUUAGUGGUGCUUAGGCUUUAUUCACUUAUGAUUCAUCAAAUAGUUGCAAAUUUACUGAUUGCUCAGCAGCUGUUGCUGCAACAUAAUUAAAUGGUUGGAUUUGUAAUUCUUGUAGUGGAGUUAUUGGUAGUAAAUUAGCUGCAGGAAGUUUUUUAUUAGGUUCUAAUUGCGCUAAUAGUUGCAAAGCACCUGCUACUAUCAAUGCCUAAUAAAUUUGUUAGACACCUGGUAAUAAUGUUGCUUGCUCAACUAACGGAACUGAUUGUACAGGAUGUGGAGCUAAUGCUACAAUUUAAGGAUUAUUUACUUAUGUUUCAGGUAAUAACUGCAAAAUUACUGACUGUUCUUCACCUACCACCUCUAAUGCUGCUAAUUUGAAUGGCUGGGUAUGUAAUUCUUGCAAUGGUUAGGCAGGUUCCGCUGUUCCUGCUGGUUUAUAAUUAUCUGGAUCAACCUGUGCUACUUCUUGCCCUUCUGGCCAAACUGCUUCUGCCUCAAACUCAUUUACUUGCACUGCUGCUGUUAAAAUUGCAUUUACAAUCUUAUUUGCUAUUUUUGGAUUAUUAAUCUGA